Messenger RNA from Mytilus trossulus (common blue mussel), 2375 nucleotides. Its product is annotated as leucine-rich repeat-containing protein 74A-like. The transcript has 12 exons. Lineage: Eukaryota; Metazoa; Mollusca; Bivalvia; Mytilida; Mytilidae. The record is from RefSeq and is a predicted model, not a curated record. The coding region runs from base 206 to 1984 and encodes 592 amino acids. Gene Ontology annotation, molecular function: calcium ion binding; protein binding.
UACCUUAUAUUGUAUUAUUUUAUUUUUCACUAAAAGGUUUAAUUAUGACAGAAAUGUAAUAUAUGAUUUAAAGAAUAUUUACUUUUACAUGAAAUUGAUGUACAUGUUGUAUUGAAUUUCUUGUAAUAUAGAACUGACGAGAUUGAAGUGAUUGGAAGAUAGCACGGAAAAUUUUAAGCGAGACUGAACAUUUUACGUCAUAAUUAUGUCUGAAGAAAACUAUAAAGUGAUUACGGAUGACCAAAUAGAAGACGAGGUAUUUGCAUUAACGUAUAACUUGGAUGGUCUGAGCGAGACAUCUACACCAGAACCAGCGAGCGGAUGGCAAAACUUGAAGAAAGCGAUGAAAAGCAAAAUAUUGGACGAUGAAUAUGAAAAAAGUCUUUUUAGAGAAAUGCGGAAGAAAAGACGGACAAGUAAAUCGUCAAUAGAAGAUCUGUCCAUUGAAAUUCCUCGUUUCUUCAUCAAAAGGCCAUCUCUUAUUCUAAAUGAUGAGAUAAUAGAUUUCAAUAAAAACAUCUACCAGUCGAGCACACCCACAUCGGACGAAUUUGAGCUAUCAGAUUUUGAAGAUGAUGAAGACACCAUCGAAAGCGUAUGCACUUGUCAAGACCAAUAUCUUCGAACGUGUAAAAAAUAUCACGUGGUUCCGGUAUCAAGAUUUUAUAGACAGUUAGAAGGAAAUUCUGUGAUUCUUAAAAACCACCAAUUCAGCAAGGGCGAAUUUAAAGCUUGUGCAAUUGCUUUGAUGUGUAAUGGCACAGUGAAACAUCUUGACAUUGAAGGCGGUCAAAUUGGAGCCGUCGGAAUGUCGCACCUGUCUGAUCUGUUAUAUUAUACGGAUUUAUUAGUAGAACUGAAUCUUACAAAGAAUGACAUCGGUAGAGAAGCAUUGAUAUUACUUGAAGAAGCUUUGGAUAAAAAUCUAAAGCUACUAGAUCUGAAUUUAUCAGAUAACAAUAUAAAUAGCAGUGAUUGUGAUAUAAUAAGAAAGAUAAUGGAGGGCGACAAUAUGUUACAGUCAUUAAAUCUAAGUAACAACAGAAUUUGCAACGUCGGCGGUCAACAGAUUGCUAGAGGAUUAGUGCGAAACGACAGGUUAAAGGUGCUGAAUCUAAGUUGGAACAGAAUAACAGGAAAAGGAGCAGCUGCUAUUGGCUAUGCUUUGGCUAAAAAUAGUGACCUUCAAGUUCUGAAUAUAUCCUGGAACGGGUUUGAACUUGGCGGUGCUCACGCUAUAGCUCAUGGCUUAAGCCUAAACACGUGUUUAAAAGAGUUGGAUAUUAGUUCAAACCGAAUCGGACAAUCGGGAGUGACACAAUUAAUGAAAGGUGUAAAUAAAAAUACGACUCUCGAAGCUUUGAAGAUUGCUGACAACCCUAUCAAAACAUGUAGCACAUUAAUGGUCUUGUUGAUAGUGGAAAAACACGAAAAGAUAUCUUUCUUGGAUUUUGGCAGUCAACCAGUCACUGAAGAGUUUGAACAGAAAGUUUCAAAAAUCAGAAAAGACAAAAAACUGGUGGUCAAAUACGGAAAAAUUAUUCGUGACACGAAAGCUAAGAAAACAGACGGGGACGACACAAUGUAUAUCAGCGGCGAUCCAUUACUGGUUCUACUGGAAUUCACACGGAUGAAGAAAAUACAUAUAUUGGACAUGUUCCGAGCGUUCGACCUCGAUGACAGCCAUUCUAUAACAUGGGAGGAAUUCAGAGAGGGAAUAGCGCAAAACAAAUUACCAAUACGACCCUCUAACAUAGAUAAGCUGGUACAGAGUAUUGAUAUGGACAUGGAUGGACAGGUAGACUUCAGUGAACUGGUUAUUUCCCAGAAAGCACAUAAAAGGAAAGUAGAGAAGUUGAAAGCCAGCGGAGAGGAUGUAUUCAAUAAAAGUGCAGUUGGAAUUGUAAACGAACGACUUAAGAAGUGGUUCCACGAUCAUCAUUUCGUUUUAAAAGAUACAUCAUUCACCGACUCAGUUUCCUAAAAUUUACUUCAUAUUUAAAUGGGUAUACACAAAAUAGUCAUACAUGUACAUCAAAUGCUGUUUCAAUUCAUUAUUUUCCAUACGUAUACAGGAGCGGAUCCAUUCAUUUUUAAAAGGGGUUUCAGGAUAAGUUUUUUUGAGGGAGGGGGUCCAACCCGCCAUAUACCUUUAUUCAAAUAAAUUGAUCAUUGUAAAAGGGGGAUCCAAAUAACCCCAGAAUAUCCCCCUAUUUGGACCCGCCACUGUGUAUAGGAUGAGAUUUAUACGUUAACAAACUAUUCUUAUGAAGACAAUGGUGCUAAUGAAUUCAUAUUAGAUGAAUAUCUGAAAACUAUUUAUUAUAAUAUUUCAGAAUGUAUGUUUCUUUAUAUUAAAAUCUUAUUCAAUACCA